AUGAAAUCGUCCCUUGAUACAAGAGACAGGAGCAAGUAUUGCGAAUUCCAUCGGGAUCAUGGGCAUACCACAGAGGAUUGUCAAGUCUUGUGGCGGGAGAUUGAGGUCCUCAUCAAAAGGGGAUUUUUAAGAAAUUACAUUGGUCAUGAUAAACUUCUUCCGAGGAACAACCGUGAUUAUUGGAAAGAGCCUGGGGCCGGAAGCAGUGCUCAACCUACCGUCGGGACCAUUAACAUUAUCAUUGAAGGCAUAGCAUCUGGGGGAGACAAAAGUAGUAGGCGAAAACAAUAUGCCCGCCAACAUGCUCGUACCUCGAAGGAAUCUCACGAUAAACUCAAAGAUAUUACUUUUGGGGCAAGGGAUUUGGAAAUAGUUUCAUAUCCUCAUGACGACGCUUUGGUCGUCUAUGCAAUUGUGGCUAAUUUUGAAGUAAAGAGGGUUCUGAUUAAUAAUGGUAGUACAACAAAUAUACUUUCACAUGAGGCUUUUACUAAAAUGGGGAUCUCUCUCAAACAGUUCAAAGUAGUUAAAACUCCUCUGCGGGGAUUUGAUGGUGGGGUCAUUAUCCGGGAAGGCAUCGUCGAGCUUUCGCUUACAUUGGGUUCUGACAAUGCACAAGUGAUGGAGAUCACUCCUUUUCAAGUUGUUAGUACUCCUAUGGCUUACAACGUGAUCCUGGAAAGGCCCCUAUUGAACAAGAUCCAAGCCAUUGUAUCAACUUUCCACCCAGCCAUGAAGUUCCCAACAUGUCAUGGCAUCGGAGUAGUUCGAGUAGACCAAGCAACUGCCAGACAGUGCUAUGUUACUAGCAUCUAA
Messenger RNA from Olea europaea var. sylvestris, 816 nucleotides. RefSeq lists its product as uncharacterized. The transcript has a single exon. Lineage: Eukaryota; Viridiplantae; Streptophyta; Magnoliopsida; Lamiales; Oleaceae. Bases 1 to 816 code for a protein of 271 amino acids. The record is from RefSeq and is a predicted model, not a curated record.